AUGGUCGGCCAAGACAGUGAAUCCAAAAGAUUAAGGGUUAAGAAGGCUUGUACGUACUGCAGGUUUCGGAGAAUCAAAUGUGAUGGUGAGCGACCUUGUUUUCACUGCAGACGUCGUACUCAGCUUUGUGAGUACCCUACUGAGAUUGGAAGCAACAUAUCGAAAAAAACUCACUCCAAGCAUAAUGGUUACCGCAGAGAAACAACUCAGGAUGAAUAUAUUUGCUAUCUGGAGAACAAGAUCCUAAAUUUAGAGAAGAGCUUAAUGAAUGGAUAUCCAACAAAUGCGCUAGGUACAGAUAAAAUGGAGAGCAAUCUUUUGUCAUUGGAUGGAAAAAGAACCGGAAGAGUCACAAGAUACGACGCAAUUUUAGCUAAUAAGUUGGGAAAAUCUCUUUUCUUCGAUUUACCUCCAAGCGACCGGGAAGGACUUUCUAUUCCACGUCUUCAAUUUUAUGGAUGGAACAUGUCGGGAGGCCACUAUCUUCAUCCGUUGUUACUCGCAGUGCAGCCGCUCAUUUUGAAUCCAAGUAAGCAAUCAGAUCUUUGCGCUUGGCUGCUAGACUUCUUCUUCGGUAAGAUAAACCCCUUAUUUUGCAUGAUUCAUGAGCCUGUAUUCAUGGACCAGUACCAUAAGUUUAUUAAUGAUCUAAUAACGGCAGCAGAUACUAAGGCUGCCAAGCUAUUCAACGCGAUACUCAACUUGAUAUUUGCAAUUGCCAUCAGAUUUUCGGAAAAUCAUUCAACAAGACCAAAAAGGAUCUCAGGAGAACUCAAAUCUGGAAUGGAGGAAGAUCUAUUUUACUCAGCAUAUGACAUAGUGUCAAAACUAAGUUUUGAGUGGCAGUCCCUUGAAUUAAUUCAAUCGUGGAUUUUAAUAACAUUUUAUUUAAGAGCAGCGCAUCGUCAAACUUCUUCCUAUACUUCAUUGGGAUCUGCCAUUAGAAUGUGUAAAGGAAUGUUGCUUAACAUUGAACUCACCACUAAGGCAAUCGGAGAUCAAGGAUAUGAAGAAACCAAAGCCAAAAGAAUGUUUUGGUUAGUCUAUACUUGGGAUAGAUUGUACUCAUGGCAAAGUGGAAGACAGUGCGAAAUCCAGGACGGGUCAAUCGGUAUAGAAUUUCCCCCUUUGAAUGGAACCUCAUGUAGUGAUGGAUGGUUGCAGAAGCCGGCCCUUUCAAUGAUUUACUUGGGGAGAUACGCAGGCAGGAUACAACAACAUGCUUUUGGAAACAAGAGUAUCGAUGAAACUUUCUUGAAAAAUAUUGCAACUGAGCUCUCACAAUUCAAGAUUUGGUGUGACUCAAAUAUGUCAUGCGACGAAUUUGAUAGACUAUUGUUGGAUCAGGUAUACUUAACUUAUCACGACAUCUUUUUGUCACUUUACAAUAAACAGCUCCUAGGACUAAUUGACUGCCAUUCCUGCAUUGAUUGGUGCUCCUCCCAUGUUUCUCUCCUCAGAGAGCACAGCAAGCAGACACUUGAUAUUUUCGAAUGCAUGAGGAGCAAGGGAGAAUUGGAAAUUCCGUGGUGGAUGAACCUGUCUCUUCUAUUCAACAUUUCUCUGAUAAGUGUUAUUCUCAUCUACUCCGGUAUGCAAACCGAGGAGCUUGCUGAUACUUUCAGGAGAGCCAUCAGCUUGCUAGAGGCAGUCAAAGGAAAAGCCUCAAUGUCUGCAGAGUGUGUGUGGGCGCUGAAAACUCUGAACCAUAUGUGUGUUUUGAAAAUGCAAAAAGCAGCUAAUACUUUGGCCCAAAUUGGGAUUAAUCCCGGACCAAGUUCAGUGAAUGAACAUCGAUUCUUACAAUUUGAUCAAGUCGGACGAGGACCUGAUGAUGAUUCUAUAUUUGACUCUUCGACUGGUAGCUUACCUGAAAUCAGAAUUUCCAACAUGUUAGGGCACGAUACCGGUGAAAAUGAAUGUCUGAACUGGUUUGACCCUUGGUUGGAUGAGGUAAUAUGA
Molecule: messenger RNA, 1962 nt
Organism: Ogataea haglerorum
Lineage: Eukaryota; Fungi; Ascomycota; Pichiomycetes; Pichiales; Pichiaceae
Exons: 1
Coding region: 1-1962 (653 amino acids)
Biological process (GO): DNA-templated transcription; positive regulation of transcription by RNA polymerase II
Cellular component (GO): nucleus
Molecular function (GO): sequence-specific DNA binding; DNA-binding transcription factor activity, RNA polymerase II-specific; zinc ion binding
Source: RefSeq, a predicted model, not a curated record